This is a messenger RNA of Prunus armeniaca (apricot), 573 nucleotides long. The record is from the annotation of a GenBank genome assembly. Lineage: Eukaryota; Viridiplantae; Streptophyta; Magnoliopsida; Rosales; Rosaceae.
AUGGGGGCUAUUUGGUCCUCCGAUACAAGUCCUGACUCGCUAUCAUCGGACUCAACGAUUCCCACUGAUUCUCAUAAGGUUGACUCACCACCAGAUUCAUCAAAUCCCAACAUGUCCAAUUCAGAUUCUAAGACCCCAGACGACCAAACUCCAAAACAUACUGUAGAUCACCAAUUGGAUACCAAAACUCUAGAAGAAAAGAAGCAUCAGGAAGAUGAAGGCGCAUUGGAAAAAGAAGAAGAGCAAGAGGAGGGAGAAUGUGGCUUUUGCUUGUUCAUGAAAGCUGGUGGGUGCAGGGAGAGUUUCAUAGCUUGGGAAAAGUGCGCAGCGGAGUCUGAGAUGAACGAGGAGGAUGUUGCUGAAAAGUGCUUUGAGGUCACCGCGGCCUUGAAGAAGUGUAUGCAGGCUCAUCCAGAUCACUAUGCGCCCAUAUUGAGGCUUGAGAAGGCAGCUGAGGAGGAGACAGUUAAAGACAGUUUGGAAGAAGAAAAGGCUUCAAAGAGCUCGGAGCAAAAUGCCACUUUGAUCCAUUCGAACCAGCAUGGGAAUUCUAGUGAAAAGCGAGACAGUUAA